CCAAACAUAGUUGUAAUCACGUAUAACCACAUAGUCACACAAAUGUAUGCGUUUGUUUUUCAUGAAUAGCCCAACGAAACAUUCCGAUUCAAUCGUAUAAAAUGAUCAUUUGAUUGUAAAUAUUUGUUACAAAUUAACGCAGUUUCUUCGCGUAUAGUAUUCAUUAAUAAAAAUAAAAAUCAUAUGCAUAUUGCCACAGCUGAGAACAAAAUAGCAACACCGCGGGAAUCUAGGUUUCGUGUAGUGCAACCGGUGCAACCAACCAUAGCCGACUCUAAUAUAUAGACGUAGCAUUGCUAGGUUAUGAAAGUAAACAAAGUGGUACUGAAUCUCAAAUUUUUAGGUAGCAUAUGAAAUUAUUGCUUUUGGAGAAAGAUCGUAUCCAUGUAGAUAGAGAAGAUUUAUAAAAAAGAAUGCCAACAGUUAUAGCAUUAGACGUGUCUCUGUCAAUGAGACGUCCAGUAUCGGGUAGUUUGAUCGGAGAAAAUAACCAAAAUGAACAAUUAACGAGGCAUCAUUUAGCUGUACACGGAAUAAAUGCGUUGUUACAUUAUUUACAAGCAAAUUCGAAGUUGGAAUUUGUAGCCCUAGUUGUGUUUUCAUCAUUGUAUGAAGUUAUCUGUCCAUUUACUCGUGAUUAUGACACCAUACGUUCAAAAUUGCAAAACAUUGAGGAAUGUGAUAAGACUUGUAUUGAAACUGCUUUGCAUGGUGUAAACAAUGUUAUUAUGGCAGAAUGGGGUAAUACUACAGCUUGUCAAGUAGUAUUAAUUACCGAUGGUAAUCCUGGAGUAGGACCGAUGUCUUUGGGUGAAUCCUUGAAUUCACUGAAUGUAACGAGAGAUGUAAAUCCAUUUCCAUUACCUUUUCCUUAUCCAGGAAAAUUAAGCGUGGUUUGCAUUGCAUCACAACAAGAUGCUGGCUUGCAUGUUGGGUUACCACUGUACCAAAGAUUGGUCGAGCUUGCUGGGGGUGAUAGUGUGGUAUUAGUUCCUGAAACACCACUUUCAAAACAUUCAGUCACAGCUUGUUUCCAAAAAUUAGCAGAAACUAACUAUGUAUCUUUCCAUGGGUACUUGAAGUGCGGACACUUAGGUUCCCGUAUUCUUCUCUCACCAGCUCCAAUGCCCUAUACCAAGAAAGCAGAUUUUGAAUUAGUGUCUGGCUUGAUGAUAUCAAAAACUAUAGAAAUUUGUGGAUUUAUAUCGGUAGCGGAUGUCGGUAGUCCUAGCGCUAUAUCUAGGCAUUUAGUAUUGCCAUUAGCUACAGAAAAGACUUCAAGUAUGCAAGGGAUAUCUUUGGAAGAAGAUUCGGAUACGGAUGAGAAUGGUGAUGAGGGGAAAAUACCAUCCUUCUGCGUACUGUUACAUGGAGCUUUGAAGGUUGAAAAUAUGGUAGCACUUUGCUUACUGAAUAAUGAGUGGUACGGUUUUAUAUACUCAUGGGCAGAUACAAAAAAGAAAUCGAACUUAAUGUUAACAGUAUUGGAACCGGGUCUAGAUGUUGUGCCCUGGUUGGGUAAUUUCAGUAAUUUGGGUCCAAUCGAUACAGCUAAAGAUGCCGUCCUCAGUUUUCCAGUUAGGUCAAAUGAGAAAAGAAGUUAUACUCAGUAUGCACCUUCUUGGAUUCGUCAAGUUGGUUUACAAUCUGAUAUUCAGAAGAUCUUAAGACACGCAAGGAAAUUACCAGAAAAAACGCAAAACUUUUAUAAGGAAGUAAACAGAUUGCGUAAAUCUGCUGCUUCAAUGGGAUUUGUGGAGCUCUUAGAAGGAUUGGCGUGCAUUUUGGAACGAGAAUGUACAUUAUUACCUUCAAAUGUAAACCCUGAUUGUGCGAUUCAAAUGGGUCAUGUGGCUUUAAUGAUAAGGAAACCAGAAUUUUUAGAACUUAGAUACAAUAUACCACCAGCACGUACCAGAUUUCAGCAUGGAGGAUCAUAGACAAGUCAGCAAUAAAUUUAUAAUGUACAUAUGUCUAUAAAAAAUAAUUUUUAUAUCGUAUAAUACACUUUUGAAAUGUUA
Ceratina calcarata is the source of this 2021-nucleotide messenger RNA. It is a transcript of the gene IntS14, whose product is annotated as integrator complex subunit 14. The transcript is spliced from 6 exons. Gene Ontology annotation, cellular component: integrator complex. Gene Ontology annotation, biological process: snRNA 3'-end processing. The coding region runs from base 414 to 1940 and encodes 508 amino acids. The record is from RefSeq and is a predicted model, not a curated record. Lineage: Eukaryota; Metazoa; Arthropoda; Insecta; Hymenoptera; Apidae.